GUCUUCUCUGUCCUCUCUCUUCUCUCUCUCCUUUUCUCCAAACUCGAUUUGCAGAAGUUAUUGAAUUUAGAUUGAGUUUAUCUGGGCGGAUUGAAUCGGGACGGGUUUAUUGCUUUAUUCCUGCUGCGCCAUUGGGUUAUCGGCAGGAUUGAUUGUGUAUUCCGUUCAAGAUGAGAUUGCGGAGCGGGCUAGACGCGAUUGAUCUGAAAGAGGAUUCUGUUGGAACGAAAAGGACGAAAAUUGAAAAGAAACCGGCCAGAAACUGGAAUGUGGGGUCUGAUGAUCCGCCUAAAAGUGGUAGGGUUUUGAGGUCGAGGACGGUAGCUAUGAGCGAUGGUGAGAAGAAGGAGAUAACCUUGGAGAUUGGAAAUAUUGACGAGGAUAUUGAUGUAAGUGAGACGUCUGUGUUGGAAAACACCGAUGAUGCAGAGGCGCCUGCUGUACUGGAAGAGGAAAAGCCGAUUCUCAAGCGUGGGAGGGGAAGGCCUCCAAAAUCUGCUGGUAAACGUGAGGCUACUGCUCCUAUGAUUAAGAGGAAGAAAGGCAAGCGGGGGAGGCCGCCAAAAUUGGGAGGUCAAUUUAAGGUGAAAGUUAAUAUUGAGGUUUCCGCUUCAAGUAUUCCGAAGCGUGGGCGCGGAAGGCCUCCGAAGGUGAAAGUUGAUAGUGAAGUUUCCUCUUUGAGCAUUCCGAAGCGUGGGCGCGGAAGGCUUCCCAAAACAGAAGUUAAAAGUGGUAUUCCCUCAUUGCCUUCUAAAAAGGAAGAUGAUGGUGAGGUAACCGGGCAGAAUGUUUCCAUGAGUGGUAUUGGUAAUGAUCAAGAUCAAGGAGGUAAAGAGCACAAAAGGAAGAGGGGAUGGCAGAAGGGAAGGCCACGCAAGGUGGUUAGUGAAAGCAUUGGAUUGGUCACCGAGAAUAACAGUGCUCCAAGCAAUACUGAUAGUGGGAAAUCUGAACAUGAAGUUUCAGCCAAGAGGUUGAAGGUAGGGGAAGAUGCUCCAGGGGAUUGUGUUAAGGAGCAGAUACAACCUGCAGCAGAGGAUGCUGCUGGAAAGACCAUGGGACUUAGGGAGCAGAAGCAGUUAGUGAGGGAUCAGAUAGUUGCCAUGCUUAAGAAGGCUGGGUGGACUAUCGAAUAUAGGCAAAGACAAUCAAGAGAUUACCAAGACGCUGUUUACGUUGACAGGGAUGGGAAAACUCACUGGUCAGUGACUUUGGCAUACCAAAAGCUUAAGAAUAAAAUUGACAAUGGAAAUGGGGAUGAUAUAGAUGUGUGUGCAUUUACUCCAAUACCAGAGGAAACGCUCAGUGUGCUAUUCAAGAUCUCUAAGAAAGACGAGAAUGGAGGUCAAAACAAGAAACUUCCUGGAAAGAGAAUGAAAAAGGAAUCUAAAAGUAAACCAUCUGAUGAAAGGGGUAGAAAAAGGCGAACCUUGUUGGCUCGUAGACCAAGGGAUCCGUCUAACAGUGAUGGUUAUCAAUUGUAUGAGGGGAAGCGCACUUUGCUCUCAUGGAUGAUUGAUUUGGGAACUGUUUCUCUUGGCUGGAAGGUGAAAUAUAAGAAGGGGAAGUGUAAGAAGAUACUACUUGAGGGGAUGAUUUUUAAGGAAGGGAUCUGUUGCGACUGCUGCAAUAUAGUGUAUACAGUUCAAGGUUUUGAUUCUCAUGCAAAAAGUACGUGUGGGAAACCAUACGAGAAUAUAUACCUUGAUUCUGGGAAAUCUCUUUCACAGUGCCUGGUAGAUACCUGGGGAAAACACAUGGAGUUGGAUAACAUUCAAUAUGCUUUGGUGGAUGUGGAAGGUGAUGAUCCCAAUGAUGACACAUGCAACGUAUGCGGUGAUGGCGGCGAUUUGAUCUGUUGUGAUAGCUGCCCGUCAACUUCACAUCAUGGCUGUUUACAUAUUGAAGUUCCUACUGGAGAUUGGCACUGUGAGUACUGUUCCUGCAAAUUCUGUGGAAUGGCAUGUGGAAUUACCGCAACCGCUGAUGACUGCAAUGCACUGUCUGAGUUGUACAUAUGCAGUUUAUGUGAGGAGAAAUUUCAUAUACAUUGCACUGAAGUGACAAGUGGCAGUGGUAUUGACGAUGAAAAUCCAUCCUUUUGUGGGGAAGAAUGCUCAAAGAUUUUUCAGCAAUUACAGGUUCUUAUUGGGGUUAGACAUGAACUAGAAGAAGGGUUUUCCUAUACUAUUCUCCGUCAUCAUCCUGUUAACAGAGAUGCUUCUGCCGAUGGGAACUCCUUUUUGGUAGAAAACAAUUCAAAGUUAGCCAUUGCUUUCAAUAUUAUGGAUGAAUGCUUUGAGCCUAUCAUAGAUGAGCGAAGUGGAAUCAAUUUGAUUCACAAUGUUGUCUACAGCUGUGGGUCAAAUAUCAAGCGGUUGAACUAUGAUGGAUUCUAUACCUUUGUCCUAGAGAAGGGUGACGAGCUUUUGGCUGUGGCGUCAAUAAGAAUCCAUGGAACUCCCUUAGCAGAGAUGCCUUUCAUUGGAACGCGAUUUAUUUACCGUCGGCAAGGGUUGUGCAGACGCCUUUUAACUGCAAUUGAAUCGGUUCUCCAGUCACUCGGCGUUGAGAAACUAGUUAUACCCGCAAUAUCUGAGCUCAACGAAACGUGGACAAAAGUGUUCAAUUUUGCGCCUCUCGAAGAAUCUACAAGGCUAGAAAUGAAGCAUAUGAGCCUUGUUGUAUUCCCUGGCGUAGCCAUGCUGCAGAAACCCCUCUCUAACCCACAAAUCAAUUCUGCAGCACACGCCAACAAAGUUGGCAACGAUCAUCAAAAUCCUCCAUCGGAUUCAAAAUCAGGAGAAGCUCAUUGUGAGAAAGACAGCACCCAAGCGAACCUAAGCAAUGACAGUGAAGAUCUUUCUGCCCCGAGUUCUGAAUCCGGUGACGGGAUUCCUUUAAAAGGCGACGGAGGAUCCCAUGUCGGGGAAAGUAAGUAAUUAAGGAUAUGUAAAAUAUGAUGGGAAGGGGAAGAUUGAAGAACAGAAGUGGUGCUGCUUGGGGAAAUAUAUGUGCCAUCUGCAGACUUCUUUAAAACCCCAUCAAUUUAAUGGUAACAGUUAUUAUGAUUAAAUAGAAAAAUACUAUAAUACACAGAGAAUGGUAGAAUUUCCUUUUUUGAGAUUAGAUGUCUAUAAACUAUAAUUAGCUUGUAAAGGAAAAUUCAAUCUGGCCAGAGAUUUGUUGCCGAUUGCCCUUUUGUUUAUCAAAUUUUCUAUACAACGGCCAUUGGAAGCACUGUGAUGUUAAGUUUAUUAUUUUAGAACUUUAGAUGGACCAUAUUUGUAAAUAUAUAUUUUUUUUUAGCUAAAAUGGUUCUC
Molecule: messenger RNA, 3323 nt
Organism: Andrographis paniculata
Lineage: Eukaryota; Viridiplantae; Streptophyta; Magnoliopsida; Lamiales; Acanthaceae
Product: increased DNA methylation 1-like
Exons: 9
Coding region: 171-2942 (923 amino acids)
Biological process (GO): negative regulation of DNA-templated transcription
Molecular function (GO): transcription corepressor activity; acyltransferase activity, transferring groups other than amino-acyl groups; DNA binding
Source: RefSeq, a predicted model, not a curated record